Neocloeon triangulifer is the source of this 2612-nucleotide messenger RNA. It is a transcript of the gene Noc3, whose product is annotated as nucleolar complex protein 3 homolog. NCBI's taxonomy places the organism in Eukaryota, Metazoa, Arthropoda, Insecta, Ephemeroptera, Baetidae. Gene Ontology annotation, molecular function: chromatin binding. The record is from RefSeq and is a predicted model, not a curated record. Gene Ontology annotation, biological process: DNA replication initiation. Bases 133 to 2571 code for a protein of 812 amino acids. The transcript is spliced from 13 exons. Gene Ontology annotation, cellular component: nucleolus.
GGCGUGCACAACACAACAGCAAUGCCGGCAUGGAAAAACACGUGUUUGUGUUUUGAUAUCUCGAGCUCGUCGGUGCAGAGUUUUUGAAACAGGAACGUGUUCAUUUAAUUUGCAGCAAGACAUUCCAAAAUCAUGAAGAAAGCUUCGAAAAAAAGCAAAGGCCGCAGCCUCAAAAUCAGCCAAGUAAAAAGGGCAAACCACAUCAAGACAAAGUUGAUGAAACGUGGCAAACUGAAAGGCAAAGUGAACAAAAAUCAUAGGGCCGAUAUUACUAGGAAGACGGUGAAAAAUCCUCCAAGGCCUGAACCAGUGGUUGAAGAGUUGAGCGAUGAUGACAUGAAAGACAUGGUCGAAGAAGGAGAUGUAGAUUUCCACAGAGAUGCUGCAGCAGCCAAGUCAUACUCACUCCUGAAAAGGAUUCGUUUUAACAAGACAAGCAGUGAAAAUGGGUCUAGAAAGAAGCGUUCCAAAGGACCCGGAGAUGGCAGUGACGAUGAAGAAGUGGAAGAAAAAUAUGAGGAAAUGAGGCAAGACACCCAUGAAGAUGAAGCUCCUCAGAGAGAUUUGCUUCCAAUUAAGACAAAGGAAGGCAUCGUCCGACGUACCACAACAGAAAUGGUGAAAAAUCUAAAACCGGAGAUUGCAGUGGCCCGAAUUGAAAAUGGUGGUCCGGUCGAAGAUGAAAAUGAGGAGGAAGAGGAAUUUGAAGAGAUUUCGGAAUCCAAAAUUGACCUUUCGCAACCACUGAGUGCAGCAAGAUUGUUGGCUCUGCGGCAUGAGCAGCUGAGCAAGUUUAGACUCAGAAUAGGCUGCCUGGCCAGUGGUGUUCUUGAAGAUCCCACCAGCAAAAUUGGAAAUUUGAAGCAUUUACUGGCCUUCUUGAGAGAACCCCAGCCCACGGAAGUGGCAGUUACAGUUCCCCGAUUGGCAGCAUUUUCUCUAUUGGAGGUUUUCAAAGAUUUGUUGCCUGAGUACCAAAUUAAAAAUGUGGCAGAACCUGGAAUCAAACUGAAAAAGGAUACUUUGAGGCUCCAGACAGAGGAGAACUUGCUUCUCUCAAGCUACAAGCAGUAUCUGACCCACUUGGAGAAACUGAUCGAGCCGAUUGUAAAACGCCGAGGGCAGACGGCAAAAAAGGUUGAACAGGAAACCCGUUUGGCUGUGGUGGCUGUGCAAUGCAUGAGCCAACUGCUUGUAGCUAGACCAUAUUUCAACUUCUCGGCCAACAUUGUCCGUCUGCUGGUGCCUCUGCUCGACCACAAAAUGUUGGAAGUGUCCAAUCUUGCAGCCGACGCGAUUUCUCAAGUUAUGAAAGACGACAAGAAGGGUGAACUGUCCUUUGAGAUCCUGCGAAGAAUCAAUGCAUUAGUCAAAGCAAGGAGUCACAAUGUAAAACCGCAGUGCUUGAAAGUCUUGUUGGCGUUGAGAAUCAAGGACAUCAAUUUGGACAAGGAAAGAGAGCUCGAGACAAAGCACAAGAAAUUAAAUAGGAAGGAAAGAUUUUUGUCCAGCUCAAAGAGAGACCGAAAGCGUGCCAAACGUUGGGAUGAGCUAAACAAAGAACUACUUGAGACUAAAGCUGAAGAAAACAGGCAGACAAAGAAUAAGUUCUUCACCGAAGUGACCAAAUUGGUAUUCACAAUUUUCUUCCGAGUUUUGAAAUCUGCUCCCACUUCGGCUCUCCUCACCGCAACUCUAGAAGGACUUGCCAAGUUUGCCCACUGCAUCAACGUUGAAAUGUACCAUGACUUGUUAGCUGUUCUUGAACGGCUUCUGAAAGAUGAGGAUGGGCAGAUAUCUACUAAACACAAACUUCUGUGUGUCCAGACUGUCUUUGCUAUUCUCUCCGGACACGGAGAGUUUUUGGUGAUUGACCCCACAAGCUUCUACACCCAACUCUUCAAGUGUCUCUUCAAGAUUUUCUUAGGAAAUAAGCAAGAGGACUUGAAGGUAGCUUUGCAAGUUUUGACCAAUUCAGUCAUGAAGAAGCGCCACCAUCUGUCCCAGCAAAGGUUAUUUGCUUUCACAAAAAGGCUUGCCACGGUUGCCUUGCAGCAGCAGCACAACGGCACCUUAGGGUGUCUUCAGAUUGUCAAGAGCAUCCUCGAGUUUAGCAGAAGUUUAGAUAUUCUUCUUGAGCCAGACAAUUCUGUUGGGCAGGGCGUGUACAUGCCGUUGGUCGAGGAUCCAGAAUAUUGCAACGCUGGAGCAGCGUCCCUUUAUGAAUUGCUCAUCCUAAAGGAUCACUACCACCCUAUUGUCCGAGACUAUGCUCAACACAUUUUGAAAAGGCCCCACAUUGAGCAGGAAAGUGGUGAUAUUGUCUCUGGUGUGCUCCCACAACGCAUUGAAAAAUUGUCAGCCAUGGAGUUGUUUGACCAAUAUGAUCCUUCCGAUGUCCAGUUCAAUCCAGCAAUAACAGCCCCUUUCCAUUUCAAACCCAAGCAGAGGGUCUUCUUUGUUCCUUCAAAUAUCAGAAAUGUGAAAAUGAGACACAUAAUAGGAGAUCUUAUGGAAGACGAAGAAAUCGAAGAAGGAGAAUCACAAAAUGUUGAUUUUUACCAUCUUUAAACAUUUUAAUAAUAAAAUAUUAAAUUGUAGUUUGAAUGAUA